AUGACAUCAGAUAAACCAUCGUUUCAUAAAGAAGGAAAAUCAACUAUCAAAAUAGUUCACGAUAAUAAGCACAACCCGAAGACACAGAAACGACCCAUUACCCCAAAAGAUAUCCCAUCACAAGCAUCAUCAUCUUUACUGAAACCUCAAGAUUCACCAUUUGUUGAAGAAUUGGUAUUAACUGGACGACCAAAUUGGAAAAAAGCUCCUCAACAAAUCAAACAACGAUAUAAAGGGAUUUAUUUAAUCUUAUUAUCCAUACCAAUAAUUGGAAUAACUACUUUUGAAAUUAUUCAAAGACUUGAAGGGAGAUCUACUAAGAAAAUCCAACAAGGAGAAAGAUUACCUAAUGGAAUUAAUCGAGAUUUCGAUGAACAAGAAAAAAUUAAAGUAGAAAAAGAAUCUAUAAUGUAUAAAAUAUUUGGUAAAGAUUUCUUCUUGGAUGGGUUUACCAGUAAGACAAUAAAGAAUAAUUCAGAAAAGAAAGAGUAG
Messenger RNA from Candida dubliniensis CD36, 492 nucleotides. RefSeq lists its product as uncharacterized. The coding region runs from base 1 to 492 and encodes 163 amino acids. Lineage: Eukaryota; Fungi; Ascomycota; Pichiomycetes; Serinales; Debaryomycetaceae. The transcript has a single exon. The record is from RefSeq and is a predicted model, not a curated record.